CACACACACACACGGAUGAACGAGUUGUGUUACAUGUGUGGUUUCAAGUGGCUUCUUCAAUAUAAAAUUAAUUGUUUUGGAUGUAAACAAAUGAAAAAGUCAUGAAAGUAAGAAGAAGAAGAAAGACGUGUUCAUCUCAUCAAUUCAAGAAAAGCGACAUCAUCACCUUCAGACAUUCAUCCUCCAGGUUCUUCUGAGCUCUGGAGGCUCGGGACCUCGAGAUGAGACAACAGCACCGUGUCUUCAUCUCCAAACCUCAAACAUGGCAGCAGACACCAGACAAACAUCCUCCCCUUCCUGUUUCACGUGUCUCUACCCACUUUUCCCUCCAUCACCUCCUGGCGUUCAUCUUGGUUCUCCUGCCCCACCCCACUGAGGCGGCGUGGUUUCGGGUUGGGGUGGUGGGACCGUGGGAAUGUGACCCUCUGUUUGCUAAAGCUCUUCCCAGCGUGGCGGCACAACUCGCCGUCAACCGCAUCAACAAAGACCCGUCACUGACCUAUGCUGCGACGUUUGAGUUCACCGUCCUGCAGGAACCGUGUGAGACAUCGCGGGCACUGGAGGCGUUUGUGGGUUUCCACACUAAGGCGUCAGCGUACGUUGGACCGGUCAACCCCGGCUACUGUGACGCUGCAUCUAUGUUGAGUAAAGGCUGGAACAAAGCCUUGUUUCCUUGGGCUUGUGUUGGCUACGAUCUGGAUGAUGUCCGGCACCACCCGACCUUCGCCCACUCCUUGGCGAGGCCCACUUGGGUGCUGCUAAGCAUCAUGAAUUACUUCAGGUGGGCCCACAUUGGCGUCAUCUCCUCCUCAGAAGGAAUCUGGGUGGAAACGGCCACAAAGGUCGCUGAUUCCUUGAGGAGUCAUGGUCUGCCGGUCAGACUGGUCAGUUUCAUGGAGAACACACCUCACGGCAUCAGACGAACUCUGGCCAAGUUUCGCAAGAGGAGUGAACUUCGAGUUGUGAUCCUGUGCAUGCACUCUGCAUUGAUUGGUGGCGAAGUCCAGAAGCUUCUGUUAGAAACGGCCUACGACAUGAACAUGAUCGACGGCUCCUUGGUCUUCGUGCCGUACGACACAUUGCUCUACAGCCUUCCCUACCGCAACGUGACCUACUCAGCUCUAAAGAGCAACAGCAAACUGCUGCGGGCCUACGACGCCGUGCUGACCAUCACUGUUGACUCACCCGAGACGUCAUUCUACGAAGCCUACAGAGACGCCAUGGACAGAGGAGAGGUGGCGAGGACGCUGAAGCCCCAGCAGGUGUCUCCUCUCUUUGGGACCAUCUACAACUCUGUCCUCUUCACGGCUCAUGCAGUGCAUCAUGUCCGGCGUUCUGGGGAGUGGAUGUCUGGAGGGAACCUGGCAAGACACACCCACCACCUGGCCUUUCAGGGCUUCAGCCACCCAUUUAAAACCAACGGCUCUGGAGCUGCUCUGCUAAACUACCUCAUACUGGACACAGACGGACUCUCCUGGGAGCUGAAUCCAGUGUACAGUAUUGACAUGGAGGCCGGUAUGGUUCGCUUCCUGGGCCGAGACAUUCACUUCCCUCGAGGCUAUGGGCCCAGGAAAGACGCCUCCUGUUGGUUCACUCCUGGAGUCAUCUGCUCAGGAGGUGUGGAUCUCUUCACGACCAUCAGCAUGUUUGUUGGGUUGAUUGCCUUCUCUGUUUUUUCUGUGGCGUUUCUUUAUUGCAUCAGACGACGCAUCCAACAGAUUCGACUGGUCAAGGGUGCAAACAAGAUCUUGCUGACUCUGGAUGACGUCACGUUCAUAAACCCGUCACUUAGCAACAAGAAGCUGAGCCUGGACGACAGCAGAGCCAGCGGCAUGAGGAGCGUGUCCGACCACAGCGUUGUCUCAUCGGCCUCAACGAUCACCCCGGCGACCUAUGAGAACUCCAAUGUUGUUAUUUUUGAGGGUGACUGGGCUUGGCUGAAGAGGCUUCCUGACGGGAUGUUCAGCAGAAUCAACCCAAAAACCAGUGACCUGUUUGAGCUGAUGAAGGACAUGCGUCAUGAGAACGUCAACCCGUUCCUGGGCUUCUUUCACGACUGCGGCGUGUUUGCCAUCGUGACCGAGUUCUGCUCCAGAGGAAGUUUGGAGGACCUGCUGCUGAACGACGACGUGAAACUCGACUGGAUGUUCAAGUCCUCGCUGCUGCUGGAUCUCAUCAAGGGUAUGAAGCACCUCCACCACCGCGGCGUGUCCCACACUCGUCUGAAGUCCCGUAACUGUGUGGUUGAUGGUCGAUUUGUUUUGAAAAUCACUGAUUACAGCUACAAUGAGGUUCUGGAGUCUCAGAGGUUUCCUUACAUAGAACCACCAGCAGAAGAGUUGUUGUGGACAGCUCCAGAGAUCCUGAGGGCCGGACAUGCGGGGUUACAUGGGACUCUGCCUGGAGAUGUGUUCAGUUUUGCCAUCAUCAUGCAGGAGGUGGUGAUCAGAGGGCCUCCAUACUGCAUGAUGGACCUUCCAGCCUCAGACAUCGUAGAGAAGCUCUGUAAGCCGCCUCCACUGUUUCGACCCGUGGUCAGUCCAGAUUACGCUCCGAUCGAGUGCAUCCAGCUGAUGAAACAGUGCUGGAAUGAACAACCAGACAAGAGGCCCAUCUUUGACGAGAUCUUUGACCAGUUUAAGGACAUCAACAAGGGGAGGAAGACCAACAUCAUUGACUCAAUGCUGAGGAUGCUGGAGCAGUACUCAUCCAACCUGGAGGAGCUGAUCAGAGAAAGAACAGAGGAGCUGGAGAUCGAGAAGCACAAGACGGAGAAGCUGCUGUCACAGAUGCUUCCGCCAUCUGUGGCGGAGGCUCUGAAGGUUGGAGGAACAGUCGAACCGGAACACUUUGACAGCGUGUCGCUUUAUUUCAGCGACAUCGUCGGUUUCACCACCAUCUCUGCAAACAGCGAACCCAUCGAGGUGGUCGACCUUCUCAACGACCUCUACACCAUCUUUGACGCCAUCAUAGGAAACCACGAUGUCUACAAGGUGGAGACGAUCGGGGACGCCUACAUGGUGGCAUCCGGUGUCCCCGUCCCUAAUGACAACCGUCACGCCGCAGAAAUCGCCAACAUGGCUCUGGACAUCCUGAGCGCCGUGGGAACAUUCAAGAUGAGACACAUGCCUGACGUCCCUGUCAGGAUACGGAUAGGACUGCACACAGGUCCAUGUGUAGCAGGUGUGGUUGGUUUGAAGAUGCCGCGCUACUGUCUGUUUGGAGACACAGUGACCACCGCCUCACGUAUGGAAUCCAGCGGGAUGCCCUACAGGAUCCACGUCCACCAGAGCACAGUGAAGGUCCUGCAGCAACUCAAUCUCGGCUACAAGCUAGAAUUACGAGGCAGGACAGAAGUUAAGGGGAAGGGAGUCGAGGAGACCUUCUGGCUCGUAGGAAGAGACGGAUUCACCAAACCUCUGCCUGUUCCUCCAGAGGUGAAAAGCGGCGAUGGAUUCAGCUUCACCACAAACGAGUCCAAGGACCUGAAGCAGGUUUUUCACAAGGCGGUGAGGAAGAUCUCAAACGUCCUCGUCAUGACUCAACUCAACGCCACCGAAGACGACAAUGUCAUGAUGUCCCAUCACUGACUGAAGAACAGUAGUCCUUGUGGAGACCCAAACCUGAUCCAACUGUGGUUGUGGAGUAGAGUGAGUUGGUUUCACCAUUGAAGUAAAGUUGUUUUCCCAUUAAAUAAAGUGG
This is a messenger RNA of Solea solea (common sole), 3702 nucleotides long. RefSeq names its product guanylyl cyclase 2 (gene gc2). Lineage: Eukaryota; Metazoa; Chordata; Actinopteri; Pleuronectiformes; Soleidae. The record is from RefSeq and is a predicted model, not a curated record. The coding region runs from base 222 to 3590 and encodes 1122 amino acids. Gene Ontology annotation, biological process: intracellular signal transduction; cGMP biosynthetic process; protein phosphorylation. Gene Ontology annotation, molecular function: protein kinase activity; peptide receptor activity; ATP binding. The transcript is spliced from 24 exons.